AAGAAAAAUGAAGUCUCUCUACCAGCAGCAACGCCGUUUCCUUCUUCUGAAUGUAAAUGAUCUGCGAAGGCUAUUCUUCUCCGAUCAAUCACGGAUUUCCAAAAAAGGUGAUCCUUCUAUGAAGUGGCCCUCACCUUCUUCAUCUCCUCUUUCUAACACCAGACCUCACCCAACUCCCACCUCAGGUUUCUCCCAAAACAAAAUUUCCAUCAUCUCCAAUCUCCUCAAAGACCCAGCCAUUACCUCCAGUUCAUCUUUCGAGUCCGCUUUGGACCAAACAAGGGUAGACCCUGAUCCGGAUCUGGUUCAAGCAAUAUUCGAGCGCUUUGAUUCUUCUCCAAAAUUGUUGCAUAAUUUAUUUCUUUGGGCUGAAAAGAAACCUGGGUUUGAAUCAUCUGCGACGUUGUUUAAUUCGAUGAUCAAUAUUCUUGGUAAAGCUAGGAAGUUUGAGGACGCCUGGACUUUGGUUCUUGAUCGGAUUGAUGUUGGGAAGGAGGACUCCAAUUUGGUUUCUGUCAAUACCUUUAUAAUUUUGAUCAGACGAUACGCUCGCUCUGGUAUGACUCAGCCUGCUAUCCGGACAUUUGAAUUUGCAAGCUGUUUAGAUAAAAUUUGCAGUUCUAAUGACAAAAGUAAUCUUUUUGAAAUAAUUUUGGACUCCCUAUGUAAGGAAGGGCACGUUGGGGUGGCAAGUGAAUAUUUCUCUAGAAAAAAGGAGACAGAUCUUUGUUGGGUUCCAUCAAUCAAGGUUUAUAACAUGCUAUUAAAUGGAUGGUUACGGUUGAGAAAGCUCAAGCAUGCAGAGAAACUUUGGUUGGACAUGAAAAAGAAUGGUGUGUCACCUAGUGUUGUAUCAUAUGGUACCUUAAUAGAAGGAUACUGUACAAUGCGUCGUGUUGAGAGGGCAAUGGAAUUGGUUGAUGAAAUGAAGGGAGUAGGAAUUCAGCCGAACUUAAAAGUAUAUAAUCCAAUUAUUGAUGCACUUGGGGAAGCAGGUAGGUUAAAGGAUGCAUUAGUGAUGAUGGGACGAGUUUUAUUCUGUGAACUUAGCCCUGAUAUUUCGACAUAUAACUCUUUAGUAAAAGGUUACUGCAAGUCCAAAGAUUUAGCAGGAGCUAGUAAAAUACUUAAGAUGAUGAUUAGCAGGGGUUGCAUCCCAACCACUACAACCUACAAUUAUUUCUUUCGAUAUUUCUUGAAAUUCAGGAAAAUUGAGGAAGCAAUGAACCUUUAUACAAAGAUCAUUCAGUCUGGUCAUACUCCUGAUCGGCUUACUUACCAGGUUUUGUUGAAGCUUCUGUGUGAGGAGGAGAGGUUGGACUUGGCAGUUCAGGUUAGCAAAGAAAUGAUGGUGAGGGGAUACGAUAGGGACUUGGCUUCUAGCACUAUGUUGGUUCAUUUGCUUUGCAAAAUGCAUAGGUUUGAAGAUGCUUUUUGGGAGUUUGAGGACAUGAUACAAAGGGGUUUGGCUCCACAAUACCUCACUUUCCAGAGAAUGAAUGAUGAGUUAAAGAAAAGGGGAAUGACAAAGAUGGCAAGUAAACUAUGUCGUAUAAUGAGUUCUAUCCAUUCUUCCAAAAAAUUGCCCAAUACAUAUGGUGGAGAUGAGGACUCGUCACAAGCAAGGAGGACAUCCAUAAAGCAGUUGUCUGAUAUGCUAAAAACAUGUAAUGAUCCGAGAGAACUUGUUAAGCAUAGAUUUUUAUCUGAAAAUGCUGUGUCAAGAGCUGGCCAGUUGAUUGAGAUUAUCAAGAAAAGAGCUAAAGAAACAAGUAUGAAUAGUUAAGGCCUAACUGCAAGGAAGCAACUACAAUGGAGCAGGCUUCAUGAAAUUUUGGAGCAGUUGUUAGAUGGCUUUUGUUAUCUCCGGGGAAAACAUAAUGGAAAUUGAUUGUGGAGAACUCUGUUUUGUGAUUAAGAUACCGUGUGAAAGCUCAUAUAUCUUUGAGUAUAAUAUUAGCAGCGGUAUGAUGAAAAUGAAAGGCCAUUUUUACACUGCACAUAUCGGUAUGUAGAAGACACGAUGAUAGAAAAGAUUGAUGUUCAAGCUGGAGGAUCUGAAGUAAAUGCAUUGAGUGCUUGCUUUUUAUUUGAAAUUGACUUUGAGAGAUUUCGAGGUUGCAAUUACUCAGCACUAUCUCUUCUUUUGUCAGUAUCACUAUUUUCAUUGUCAAAGAUGGAAUCACAAAUCUUAUUCUUGGAUUUGA
Messenger RNA from Gossypium raimondii (Peruvian cotton), 2207 nucleotides. RefSeq names its product pentatricopeptide repeat-containing protein At5g11310, mitochondrial. NCBI's taxonomy places the organism in Eukaryota, Viridiplantae, Streptophyta, Magnoliopsida, Malvales, Malvaceae. The transcript has 2 exons. The record is from RefSeq and is a predicted model, not a curated record. Gene Ontology annotation, molecular function: protein binding. Bases 8 to 1786 code for a protein of 592 amino acids.